Molecule: messenger RNA, 3745 nt
Organism: Rhipicephalus sanguineus (brown dog tick)
Lineage: Eukaryota; Metazoa; Arthropoda; Arachnida; Ixodida; Ixodidae
Product: homeobox protein unc-4 homolog
Exons: 6
Coding region: 126-1850 (574 amino acids)
Biological process (GO): regulation of DNA-templated transcription
Molecular function (GO): sequence-specific double-stranded DNA binding; DNA-binding transcription factor activity, RNA polymerase II-specific
Source: RefSeq, a predicted model, not a curated record
CCGAUCAAUCAAGACUCGGCUAAACGGCUGCCACGUCAGGCAUCCGGUGUACAAAAAAGGGUUAUGGUACUUCUGGCGGCAGACGUCGUCCAGGCGUCGUCGAUGUCGGCGGCGAUGCGACGCUGAUGCCAACCUCGUCAUCGCAUCUGAUGGAAGCGACGCGACUGCUGGACGCUGGCUGCCUAGGACGUCUGGGGCGACCUCUUCCCGGACCGUACGCGCCCUUCGGCACCCCGAUGGCGCCGUACAGCAUGGCCGCGUAUCCUCCCCAUCACGUACCGUACUCCAUCGACGGCAUACUGCACGGUUCGCACGCGGCGGCGGCGUCCCACCACGGUGGACCCUUAGGUCUCGUCAUGGCGUCUAGUCCGGGACACGCCGCCUUGGUCGGGUCCCGUGCCGCCGUUCUCAGUCACAGGAUCGCGGCCGCUCAGCAUCACCACCAGGAACAGCAGCAGCAGCAACAACACCAUCAGGCGACGACUAAGGUUUCUUCGCAUCGGUCGAAAUCCAAAUCAUCAUCCGCCCCAGCGGAGUCAUCGCCACUGUUUCAACUCAUACAGAACGCAUCGUCAAACUUCAAGGAAAAAUAUGCCGCGGAGUCAGACAAAGAUGGCGGCAGCAGCAACGGCGGAAGCGGCAAGCGGCGUCGCACGCGGACCAACUUCAAUGGCUGGCAGCUGGAGGAGCUCGAGAAGGCAUUCGAGGCCAGUCACUACCCGGACGUCUUCAUGAGGGAGGCUCUCGCCAUGCGGCUAGACCUCAUCGAGUCACGUGUACAGGUGUGGUUCCAGAAUCGCCGGGCCAAGUGGCGCAAGAAGGAGAACACCAAGAAGGGACCUGGUCGACCAGCCCACAAUGCGCACCCUCAGACCUGCUCGGGCGAACCCAUCCCUCCCGAGGAAAUCGAGCGACGAGAGAGGGACCGGCGGGAAAAGAAACUACGCAAGCAGCUCGAGAGGCAGGCCAAGAGGCUGCAGCAGGCCCGCCUCAAGCCUGGUGUGAACCUCGCGAGCCUAAGAGAGACCAUCCAGCAGUCGCUAACCGAACUGUGGAACACUAACCCGACGAAGGAACCACGGGCCCUGGUUGGCCCGGAAACGUUCCGCCUAUUGGAGACGCUCGGCUUCGAUGUCAUCGAAGUCCUGUCCCGGGCUCGCUUCGAACCGCCCCGGCGACAAGACGUGGCUCCACCGUCCAGAUCUUCAGCGGAUGACAGCUCCUCUGACGUGCCAGCGCAUCGCUUCAUGACGUUGCUAACGACCACCACUCCACCUGGCGGAGGCGUCGUCGUCAGCGGCGGCAACGGCGGAGGCAAGUCAUCCGCCUUCAGCAUCGAGAGUCUCCUGGCGUCUCGGGGAGGCUCACGGGAACAGGCGAAACACGUGACGCCGCUGCGGUUACCAAUGGCAACAACAACAGCGAGCGGUUUCCCCCUUGUAGUCCAGCAACCCAUGGGCUUUCUGGUGCGCCCUGAACUCCAAGAACGUGGCUGUGACAAUGACGGUGACAUGAGCGCGGAACGAGUCCAGCAGCAACGUCAGCAGCAGCAGCGGGACUGCUGCAGCUCAGCCGAUGACGACUUCAGCGAUCCUGACGUCACCGGUUGCGACGACGAGGAUUCCGCCUCGCGAAUGGACACCAGACAGACCUCCAGAAGAGAGCGAACGGCGGACGAUGACGAUGACGUCAGUGUCGGUGGUGGUGACGUUCGCGUUGACGACGACUGUGAUGUGUCGUUGCGUGAGGAACGGAACAGGGACCCAGCGUCUGACGACGAAACGGGGUCCGUCCACGUAGCGGUCGACGACGACGGUGCGGAUGGGGAUGACGAAAGGGAUGCGUGGUAACGACGGCGACGGAACGGCGAAGCGACGCCCAGCAACAUAACGACGAUGCACUGGUUCCAUGAGCAGCACAGACAUAACUUAUGCGAUGGUGACACGCACUUUCGAUCGCGAUUGAGACUUACCUAAAUCGAAUUGCUCUGUCACGAUUGCCUCGUACUCAUAAGCUGCGGAAAGAAGCCUAUCGGGGUCCAGCAAUCAAAUAGGUGGCAGGCCCGGUCGCGAUCGAAAUUUUACAGUGCGAUGACAUUAUGAAAUUGUGAAGCACUCAGUUGAGCGCAUUGUUUUCGUUGCAAGUCAAAGAAGGGAUUUGUAAGAAUUGGGCAUUGGUCGUAAUAUUCCCCAUGCAAGUUGCACACAGAGAAGCAUUUCUGGGAAGUAUGUAUCGUGUGCACUGCGGCUUGCAUUUCACCUUCGUGACAGAAGCGUGUGAUCAUUAAAGCUGUGCUUCAUUUACCACUAAAAGAAUCUGCUAUACUUUGGCGGAACUGCCUGAGGCGUCUAUAGAUGUGACAAUGACACAUCUUUGAAAUGAACAGUCUAGUGGUUGUGUCUGCUGCUCAACGAGCCUUUUCAAUCAUGCAUUGUGAAUUCUCUGGUCUCACGCUACGGGAGGUGCGAAAGUGACUUUACCUGGACUUCGCGAGGGACAUAGUGGUUUCUUGUUCUUUAUUUAUUAUGCAUACGCCUCCGUUCCGACUCCUCUCCAAGUGCAAAUGUAGGUGCGGGUAUCUUUGGGGUUAGUAAGGCCGCGAGGACUUGGUAAUUAGCUGUUGAUGACACGCAAUGAUGCGCCAGUGUGUGCUUGUUUACAUGUGUGCAUGUGCGCGCUUGAACUUUAGAUGAAGCGCGUACGUUUUUUCCUUUUUUUUCUCUGACAAAGAAGGCCCGCGUUGUGACUUAGUCAAUAAAGAGAGUCGAUAGAGUUGGUUGUGUGAUCUGAAGCGAUAUUAUGUCAUCUUUAUCAGUAUGUUGACCUGUUUUCAAUUCUGACAUGCGUCCUGUAAGCCACAACAACAUCGAUGAAGGAAAAUUUGCGUCUCUAAUAAAGCAAACGCAUUUAUUAUUCAAGUGGGAGGAUGGCAGUGUGCUCGUGGGCAGCUUUGAGUUCUAUAAACAGGUCAAAAGCCAAGGAAUGCAGGAUUACGAUGGAGAGCAAGUACAACGCUUUAGAAACAGAAGGAAAGGAUGACACAAAGGUAGCAACAAAACCGUAACUCAAGCAAUUUCUGGCGCAGCACUAGAACUGGGCAUAAAAUACUAACACAAGAAUUAAGCAAACUGCCUCAAACCACUACAGACAUAAUAAAAAAAGCUACAACAGUUGAAGUUAAUUUCGUCAAGAGACAAAGUAGAAUUUGCUGAGCUGUCAGAAGUGAUCGAUAAAAGUGAGCUGAGUGACAUACGAAACCAUAACUUUAAAGAGAUAGCGGCAGCAGUAACAAGGGCACCAGCAACAAGGGCACCAGCAACAACGAACCUAACAAAACAAAUUGAAGGGACCAUAAUGCAUGCCGUAUCAGCGAACCAAUACUGUUAACAAUUUUAAUGAUUUAAUGAAGAUGGUUGACGGACUCGGAACUAGGCAUAUCGAAUGGAAACGUCCUCACUUCGAGGUAAAGCAAAAUUGAACAAGACAUCAAGUUCCAACCGUAGCGAUCGAUGCAGUAAGAAAAGCCCUAAAGGAAUUUCCCGCGGGAAAGCGGCCUGAGAAGACAUUAUAACAACCAAUUUGUUGAACCAAUUUGUUCAGAUAUAUAGAUUUUAUAUUCGAGAAUCGACAUAUUUGCACAGCGCAAAAUGAACGAGGACACAGGAAAGGACACAACACAGGCGCUGCAGGAUUGAUCCUGCCGUUCUGUCAAGUUAUAUUGGAGAACUUGGCGACACUAUGCUUU